AUGUUUAGGCUCAUCGCCAGUAAUACCCAGACAGGCUUGAGGCCCGUCCUUCUUCGUAAGGUCAGGGGAAACUCCUCGGGCCUUAAGUUGGCGCCUAAUAUGAGCCUAGAGCCCAGCUUCGAAUGCCAGAAUCAUUACGCCGUCCAGAUAGCACGCAGUAACAGCACGAAAGCGGCCGCAAGCACAGCUUCAAACAAUCUCAAUUUGAAUCAGACGAUACAAGACAGUGCCCAGUUUACUUCAACCAGCCGGAAAGACUCAGAGAAGGUUGAUGAAUUCAAGGAUUUACUUCUGAAGGUCGGCAAGAAGCGCCCUAUCAACGGCAGAGGCAGAGCAGACAUCUUACGUGAUUUGCAGCAGCUCUUUUCCGAUGACGAUGUCAAAGCUGGUCUCACUUCCGAUCAGCUUCAACGCUACGCAGAGUUUCUUGAUAACUUCAUGUACCAAAACAGAAGACACCGUCUUUCGUCCAGCCUGAACCGUGACAGCGACCAUUAUCAGAACCACACCUUGAACAAUGACAUCGCUUUGAAAUCGGCCAUCUUGGAUAUCGCAGAUGGUGUCAUUCGUGGCGUGCUCCAGGAGAACAUGAGCUCCCGCGGUCUCUACCACCUUUUUCAAGCCAUGCUUCAAAGCGAGGUCUCGACUGAGCUUAUUGAGCUUUGGGAAGCUGGUGUCAACAGCAAAGAAAAAGUCAACCAGCUUUUCUUGAAGCACGACAUUUUGAGUAUCGUUCUACCUGUUGCUUACAAGACAAAGAGAUUCUCAUACCAGGACGUUCUCAGAAUUUACGAGUUCAACACCAAGGGAAAGCACAUUCUGUGUUCGCUCAUGACUGCAAUGGGUAAAAUCGCCAUCCAGGCUGGUGACAACUCUCGCGGUUUGGACAACUUGGAGAGCCUCAUGAAGGUCUUUGAGGAUGCUCCAAACAAACUGAAUGUUGUCCUUCACAGCUUGGGUGACUUGCAUUUGCUGUUCAUCGGCGAUUGCCAAGAUAUCAAGAUCGCUAAACACUUCUUCGACAAGGUCGUCAACUCCGAAUUGCCUUACAAGGUGGUGCUUAGAGCUCCUUAUGUUGCGAACUUGCUCCAAAACUCAUAUGAUACCAAGGUGCCUUUCACGACGAUUGCUAACAUCUGGAAACUGGCUAUCGAUUACUACACCAAACGUGGUUUUGAUGCGGCAUUGAAUUCCAAGUAUGCCAUCGUGAACAAUACCUUCUUCAAGAUUUUCUUCAAAGUUUACCCAGAGUUGAACGAGGAGGCCUAUACCACUCUCAAGCAGCUUAUAGCUACCUACAGCAAACCCGUGGAUGAAAUUCUCAUCAAUUCCAUCAUUGGUAAUUAUCACUGGAACGACAAGGUCGUUUUCAAACAAUUGAUGGACAAUUUUGAGAUCCAUAAUGUGCAGCGUACUCCAGUUUCGUACCGUGUUUGCUUGAAGAAGAUGGGAGAGAUUGAAGAUUUUACUAAUGAGGAGAUUUUGGCUCAGUGGUACGAGUCAUUGGCAUUCUUGGACAAGCAAGGCUUUAAUUAUAUUCCAAUCGCUGACUGGGCCGCUUUACGUGAUUCGACUAUCAUGAGUCCUUAUAGCGAAAAGAGGGCUUCCUUUUACGUGGCGGUGUUGGAUGCAUUCAAGAACUAUCACCAAGAUGACAAGGCUUGUCUUCGUUUCGUGAGGUGGUUUACCGUCCGUGACCAGGCUGUUGACAAGAUUGCACCCUUGUCUCUCGAGGACUCUUUCAAAAACGAGUGUGGCAUUGAUGUGGUUAUUCCAUCCUACCAGUCACUCAAAGAGAAUGUUAAUUACAAGGCAGUCACCAAGCUGCUUUUCAAAACCCACUUGAAGCACCUGUCCAUAAAAAAGGCUUCAAAGCUGGCCUAA
Molecule: messenger RNA, 1884 nt
Organism: Candidozyma duobushaemuli
Lineage: Eukaryota; Fungi; Ascomycota; Pichiomycetes; Serinales; Metschnikowiaceae
Exons: 1
Coding region: 1-1884 (627 amino acids)
Source: RefSeq, a predicted model, not a curated record